CCAUUGGGUUGCCCAUCACGUUGGUUCCGCCAGCACCUGCGCGAAGUAUGGUGAUGUGACUUUUAAACUAAACCAUCGCCUUCAAACCGUGGUCUUAGCCUACGUUUUCGGAGUUAAUUACUGUAAAUGAAUACUGUUACAAUAAGUCAUUUCCUCCUAGUAAUCCGCACAACAAGCAGUCUUAAAAAAAUAGGAGGGGAGGAAACAACACUGUCCCGAGUUGCUUUGCGAAUUAUUCACAUUAUGCAGAGUUUCCCGCGAUACUUUGAGAAUCCAUGCUGUCCUAGUUCUAAUUAACUGGGGUAUAUUUUGUUUUGGAAUAUUUCAUUAAAGCAAGGCACAUACUUUGGUGUUUUUCUGUAAAGAAAGGGCUGUUUUCUGCUUGUUAAUUAUGUUAUUUUACUCCUUCUUCAAAUCCCUAGUGGGAAAGGAUGUGGUGGUUGAGCUGAAAAAUGAUCUGAGUAUCUGUGGUACUCUGCAUUCUGUUGAUCAGUACCUAAACAUCAAGCUGAGUGAUAUCAGUGUUACAGACCCAGAGAAGUAUCCACAUAUGGUGAGUCUACAAAUUAUAGGGAUUUUUUUUCCCAAAGUUUUCAGAUGUGCUGUUAUAGUGGAUGAUAUUCUAGUAGAAGGUAAUGGUGAAGCUGAGCAUGACAGAAACCUCAGGAAAGUUUUGGAAGGAGCACGUGAUGUGAAUCUUAAGCUGAAUCCUGAAAAGUACAAAAUCAGGCUACGAUAA
Messenger RNA from Protopterus annectens (West African lungfish), 739 nucleotides. It is a transcript of the gene LSM2, whose product is annotated as LSM2 homolog, U6 small nuclear RNA and mRNA degradation associated. The record is from RefSeq and is a predicted model, not a curated record. Gene Ontology annotation, biological process: mRNA splicing, via spliceosome. Gene Ontology annotation, molecular function: RNA binding. The transcript is spliced from 5 exons. Gene Ontology annotation, cellular component: Lsm1-7-Pat1 complex; U6 snRNP; P-body. Bases 392 to 739 code for a protein of 115 amino acids. NCBI's taxonomy places the organism in Eukaryota, Metazoa, Chordata, Ceratodontiformes, Protopteridae.